This is a messenger RNA of Vavraia culicis subsp. floridensis, 2707 nucleotides long. RefSeq lists its product as uncharacterized. The record is from RefSeq and is a predicted model, not a curated record. The coding region runs from base 73 to 2343 and encodes 756 amino acids. Gene Ontology annotation, molecular function: ATP binding; ATP hydrolysis activity. The transcript has a single exon. Lineage: Eukaryota; Fungi; Microsporidia; Pleistophoridae. Gene Ontology annotation, cellular component: Golgi stack. Gene Ontology annotation, biological process: intra-Golgi vesicle-mediated transport; SNARE complex disassembly; Golgi to plasma membrane protein transport.
CAAUUUUUCAUCAAAUCAAAGACCCCGUUUUCUCUGUCACAUGUGCUUAGAAAACCUUUGCUUUGUACUACCAUGUUCAUUCUGAGUGUCGCACCGUGGUGGUAUUCAAGUACCCCCGUUUCCGGGGUUAAACAUUUCGUUUCAGCUCCACACCUCCGAAUAAAAAUAGCUCUCACCUUUACCCCCACUAUGAACGACCAGAUAAAGCUAAAAGUAAAAAAACCGCUCAUGCCCGCCUCGCUGUAUUCUCCAACAAUAGCCAUGCCUGCCAUCUUCCCGCCCACCUCCCUAAUAUCGAUCAACAACAUCAUCUACGCCUAUGGUGCACUGCCAACAAACAACCGUGUUGUGGAGAUGAACAGUGCACAGCGGGAGAACCAUGGCGUGGCGAUAGACAGCGAGGUAACGGUAAAAGAGUUUACAGGCAAGUUGAUGGAUAUAGCACUGGUUAAGAUUAAGCUAUUGCCUGUGCACGCAGGCGACAAGACGAUCAGCAGGAAGGAAAUGACGGAGAAAUUCGUGAGCAUAUACAACAACUAUCCGCUGAGUCUUGGUCAGCUCUUCUAUCUGAAGUCUGAGGAUGAUCCUAUCAAAGCUGAGGUGUGUGAGAUUAUGCUUGAAGACAAGACAGGAGAUGCGGUGGAUAUGUGUGGUAUGGUGAGUUUCAAGACUAAUGUCCAUUUAUUUACGGCAAGCAUGCAUUUAACGAUCGAUCAGCCCAGCGAUGAGAACGUGCUGCUCAAAACAAAUUUCAACUUUUUUAGCCUAGGAAUAGGCGGUUUAAAGGAGGAGUUUGCAACGAUGUUCAGGAGAGCCUUCCUGAGCAGAGUGUACAAGAAGGACUUGAUGGAUCGGCUACGCAUAGACCAUGUGAAAGGUAUCAUGCUAUACGGUCCUCCUGGCACAGGAAAGACUCUAAUAGCCCGGCAAAUCGGCAGACUGUUGAACGCACGAGAACCAAAAAUAGUGAACGGUCCAGAGGUGCUCAACAAGUACGUCGGUCAGAGUGAAGAAAACAUACGAGAGCUUUUCAAGGAUGCUGAAAAGGAAUGGAAGAAAAAGGGGAGCGCUUCACAUCUGCAUAUCAUAAUAUUUGAUGAAAUUGACGCAGUAUGCAAGAAAAGAAGUGAGAAUUCCUCAAUUACCGACCAGGUGGUAAAUCAGCUUCUUUCGAAGAUGGACGGCGUGGAGAGCUUGAACAACAUCCUUGUGAUCGGAAUGACCAACAGGAUGGACCUUAUUGAUCCAGCGCUUCUUAGACCAGGAAGAUUUGAAAUACAUAUCGAAAUCGGGUUGCCGAAUCUUGGCGACAGAAAAGAAAUACUGGAGAUUCAUACAGCAGCUCUCAAGAACAAUAACGUGCUGGAGAAUGUCAGUUUGGAAGAGGUUGCAAAGCAAACGAAUAAUUACACCGGUGCUGAACUCACGGCAGUGGUCAAAAGUGCGGUUAGCUAUGCGCUAGAACGUGGAUUGAAGAGAAAAAAUGAAGAAUUUGAUGAUGAUGCGGACAGCGGCAUCGAUGAGGCAUCAAGCGACCUCGAACAUGGAAGCGGAGACGCUAAGCAUGGUACAUGUGGCGGUGCCCGUGCGGAAGGCACACAGAAAGAUGAUCCACGCCAAAGUAUCAGGGUAAGUGACAACAUCAAAGUUACGAUGGAAGACUUUCUGAAGGCCAUAGACGAGGUAAAGCCAGCAUUUGGUCUUAACGAACAAGAAUUUACCAUUUUCAAGAAAAACUAUUACUCGCUCAAGCACCACACCGAUACCAUGCAGCAGAUCAAGGAAAAGAUUUCAUAUUUGCUAAAAACCACGUUCUACAACACUAGCAAUAUCCUACUGUGUGGCGAGAGCGGUGUGGGAAAAACAACACUCUCGGUGAGGGCGGCACUCGGCAUGAAGAUACCGUACGUCAAGCUGAUCAGCCCACGGGAGGUGAUAGGCUACAGCGAAGUAGAGAAAAUACAAUUCAUCAAAGAAAUAUUUAUCAACGGCUACAAAUGCAAGCAGUGCCUUAUAAUCAUUGAUGAUAUCGAGUCUCUAAUAGAUUACGUGCCGCUAGGUCCCCGUUUCAGCAACGCGGUUCUGCAGACCAUUAAGACAUUCGUAAGGAUGGAAAGCAACGGUAAAUGCUUUGUGAUCGCUACGUGCUCGUCUCUUGAGAUAAUCGAGGAGCUGAGUCUUAGAGAAAGCUUUGAUAGCCUGGUAGUGGUGAGAAAAAUCAACAGGAACGACAUCGAAGAGCUGAGAGAGCAGAACGAUGCGUUCGGCAGCGUAGAGUGUGAUGAGAUAGGAAUUAGGGAGUUGCUGGGGAUGUUGGAUAUCUGUGACCUUGCAACCGAGUAAAUUGUCGGUGUUCCCUCAUUCGUUUGGUAAAUUUUUUGCUUGUUUUAAUGUUUGUUGCAGGGACGAAUUGGUUCGUGUUCUGUGGCCCUUACGGAAAAGAUAACAGCCAUACUCCUUGGUAAUAGCGGCUGCGUUAAAUGUUAUCUCAUGUCUGCAUGGAGUGGUGAUCCUUAAAAAUGAUGAUAAUUACCUUUGAAACUACUCGAUCAGUGAUUUUGGCAGCUCUUAUCAAGGUCACCGUGCUCAACAUCAAAUACAUCACUUUUUACGACUGUCCUCAUGCAACAUUGAAUGGUAUCUCCUUUCAAUUGCACUUUUUUGGAGGCACUGUUUGAUCAAGCAUUGCUACGUCGUUACAGCGUAC